CUAGCCUAUCUAUCUUUGAGCUUGUGAAAUAAAAAUCCUUUUAUUUCUCUAGCUCUUUUUUUGGCUAGUUGCUUCAUCUAAUUUUUGUCAAAAAAAAUAUGGAGAAGGUACAAAGAAUGACUAGAGAACAUGGAGUGGUGAUUUUUAGCAAGAGUACAUGUUGUUUGAGUUAUGCAGUGAGUAUAUUAUUUCAAGAUCUUGGUGUAAUUCCAUAUGUUUGUGAAAUUGAUCAUGAGUCUGAUGGAAAAGAAAUGGAAAAGGCCUUAAUAAGGAUGGGUGUCAAUAGUUCAUUCAUGUUUCCUGCUGUUUUUAUUGGGGGGUUAUUGGUUGGUUCUACUAAUGAAGUCAUGUCACUUCAUCUUCAAGGCUCACUUAUUAAACUUAUCAAGCCUUACAUAUCUGGUUUAAAAAGCAAUUAAGACCCCCCCCCCCCCCUCCUCUCGGAAGCUACUUGAAUAGCAGG
Solanum tuberosum (potato) is the source of this 463-nucleotide messenger RNA. RefSeq names its product monothiol glutaredoxin-S11-like. The transcript has a single exon. The coding region runs from base 99 to 419 and encodes 106 amino acids. NCBI's taxonomy places the organism in Eukaryota, Viridiplantae, Streptophyta, Magnoliopsida, Solanales, Solanaceae. The record is from RefSeq and is a predicted model, not a curated record.